CCUUGAAAAAAGUAUCUGGCCACGAUGUCACAAAUAUUCAUAUAUCGCGAGACCUUGUGACGUCAUAUUCCAUCAGGAAAGGGAGAAGUAUGUCGCUAACGAGCUUUCUACCAGCGCCUACGCAGCUGUCCCAGGACCAGCUGGAGGCGGAGGAGCGGGUUCGCACCCAGAGGUCUCAUUCCACAGCGCUUGUGUCUUCGCGUAGAGAACCACCCGCCUAUGGCUUCAGAAAAGCAUGGGUCCCCCGCACAAUGGAGGAAUUUGGAGAUGGAGGUGCUUUCCCAGAAGUCCAUGUGGCCCAGUACCCGCUGGAAAUGGGCAGAAAGAAGAAAACCUCCAAUGCCCUGGCAUUGCAGGUGGAUGCUGAGGGCAAAAUCAAGUAUGAUGCCAUUGCCAGGCAGGGCCAGGGCAAAGAGAAGGUGAUCUUCAGCAAAUACACAGACCUACUUCCUAAGGAAGUCCUAAACGACGAGGCCCCAGAGCUGCAGAGGCCUGAUGAGGAGGCUGUGAAGGAGCUCACGGACAAGACGCGCGCUGCUCUGGACAAGCAAGUCUCGCAGAAGAUCGCCGCUGCUAUGCCUGUUCGUGCCGCAGAUAAACAGGCCCCAGCUCAGUAUAUUAGGUACACACCUUCACAGCAGGGAGUGGCGUUCAACUCCGGAGCCAAGCAGCGAGUCAUUCGCAUGGUGGAGAUGCAGAAGGAUCCCAUGGAGCCCCCACGCUUCAAGAUCAACAAGAAGAUUCCUCGCGGACCCCCAUCUCCUCCUGCUCCCGUCAUGCACUCCCCCAGCAGAAAGAUGACUGUGAAAGAACAGCAGGAAUGGAAGAUUCCUCCAUGCAUCUCCAACUGGAAAAACGCAAAGGGUUACACAAUCCCACUGGACAAGCGCUUGGCUGCAGAUGGAAGAGGCCUGCAGACGGUUCAUAUCAAUGAGAACUUUGCCAAGCUGGCUGAGGCCUUGUACAUAGCAGACAGAAAAGCCCGAGAGGCAGUGGAGAUGCGCGCCCAAGUGGAGAAGAAGAUGGCUCAGAAGGAGAAGGAGAAGAAAGAGGAGAAACUGCGCGAGUUGGCCCAGAUGGCUCGCGACCGCAGGGCCGGGAUCAAGAGUCACGGAGACAAAGCAGGUGGUGAGGACGGUGAGACCAGGGAGCGUGACGAUAUCCGCCACGACAGGAGGAAAGAGAGACAGCACGACAGGAACAUCUCCCGGGCCGCGCCCGAUAAGAGGUCCAAACUGCAGAGGGACCAGGACCGAGACAUCAGUGAGCUCAUCGCCCUGGGCCAGCCCAACCCCCGCACCUCCAGUGACGCCCAGUAUGACCAGCGGCUCUUCAACCAGAGCAAGGGAAUGGACAGUGGCUUUGCUGGAGGGGAGGAUGAGAUGUACACUGUGUACGACCAGCCCUUCAGGGGAAACAGGGACAUGGCCCAGAACAUCUACAGACCCAGCAAGAACGCAGACAAGGACAUGUAUGGGGAUGACCUGGACACACUCAUGCAGAACAACAGGUUUGUGCCGGACCGGGAGUUCUCUGGUGCCGACCACGGCCCUCGUAGAGAUGGUCCUGUCCAGUUUGAGGAGGAUCCUUUCGGUCUGGACAGGUUCUUGGAGGAAGCCAAGCAGCACGGUGGCUCCAAGAGGCCCUCCGCCAGCGGCCGCUCCAAGGACUACGACCACGAGAAGAAGCGCAGGAAGGAGUGAGCACAGCCAGGGUCUGGAGACAUGCCGCUAGCUCCACAGCAUCUUUAUUUCGGGUGUAAUAUGACCGUAUCCCCGACGACAUUACCAAGGACUUCUUGUGUUGUUACCUCGGAGUGGAUCUUUAUUUGCUCCACAUUCUAAUGCCGUCACACGCGACCUCUGAGCUGAAUCGUAUAAUGUGUAUUUUCAGUAAAAACACCACCUAGUCGUUUGUGAAACAUAUACAGUCCCCCCUCAAUAUUGCUUAUCAUUCCUGUUAUUUUAAUAUGGUUUUGAACAGUAGAUGUGUUUCUUUUCUUUUUGGAUUGUCAGUAUAACCAUGUGCUUCUGUUUAAGUGUUGAUAGAAAAGCUGACCCAAUAAAUUUUUACAUGGAAAGGCCAUAACUAAGUUAAUAUUUUCUCAGUAUCCGCAUGUAUAGCAUUGAUCUCGUAAAACCCUGAGGAUCAUGUUGGAGCUCAAUUGUUAGCACAGUCCUCUCAACCAAUGACGUAUCAAGUAUACUUACCUCUUUUUAUGUUGGACUAUUUCUGACUAUAUUUUAGAAGUUACAACUAGAUGAAAUUAAUACAAGCCACUGAUCCUGGUUUCUCUCAUUGUGAGGCAAGAACCAAUAUGCUUGGAUCAAACCACAAUUGUGCCAAAGUGCUGUGUCGAGCCAGCUACUGUUUGCUUAAUUCUGGUUUAAAAAACAAAUAAAAACAGGUAUGCUGCAAGGACCAGUGUAAUUACA
Molecule: messenger RNA, 2435 nt
Organism: Clupea harengus (Atlantic herring)
Lineage: Eukaryota; Metazoa; Chordata; Actinopteri; Clupeiformes; Clupeidae
Gene: snw1
Product: SNW domain containing 1
Biological process (GO): mRNA splicing, via spliceosome
Cellular component (GO): spliceosomal complex
Source: RefSeq, a predicted model, not a curated record